This is a messenger RNA of Striga asiatica, 1180 nucleotides long. Lineage: Eukaryota; Viridiplantae; Streptophyta; Magnoliopsida; Lamiales; Orobanchaceae. The record is from the annotation of a GenBank genome assembly.
AUGCCACCAGUAAGCAAAGCUGAUAAGAAGGCUACAGUUGAUGCAGCUGCAUGGAUGUUCAACGUAGUCACUUCUGUUGGGAUCAUAAUCGUGAACAAGGCCUUAAUGGCUACUUAUGGCUUCAGCUUUGGAGUAGUAGUAAAGCAAGUUAAAACUGUUACCAAAAUACGAUAUUCGAGAGAUACUAAGCUUAGCAUCUUAGUCGUACUCCUUGGUGUUGCUGUCUGCACAGUUACUGAUGUGAGUGUUAAUGCCAAGGGAUUCAUUGCUGCAUUUAUUGCAGUUUGGAGUACGGCACUGCAACAGUAUUAUGUUCAUUUUCUUCAGAGAAAGUAUUCUCUUACGUCAUUUAAUCUACUGGGUCACACUGCACCAGCCCAAGCUGCAUCACUAUUGUUGUUAGGCCCUUUUCUUGAUUAUUGGUUGACGAACAAGAGAAUCGACGCCUUUGCCUUCCAUCUGCCAUCCAUGGUGUUCUUGAUCCUAUCAUGCACUAUUGCAGUGGGUACGAAUCUCAGCCAGUUCAUCUGCAUCGGCAGAUUCACUGCUGUCUCAUUUCAAGUGCUCGGCCAUAUGAAAACUAUCCUUGUAUUGAUCCUCGGUUUCUUAUUUUUCGGGAAAGAGGGCCUUAACGUACAAGUAGUUAUAGGCAUGAUCAUUGCCGUCAUUGGUAUGAUUUGGUAUGGCAAUGCCUCAUCGAAACCUGGAGGCAAAGAAAGACGUAGUUAUUCAAUCCCCAGAAGCAGUCAGCAAAAGCAUGGAGGAUUAACAGAAUCUUCUGAAGUCGAUGAAAAGGUAUAAUAAGCUUUUCUAAUGUUGGUGGAAAAGAUUUUCUUCUUAGCAUACGAAUGGAAUAGCUGAUACGGAUUCUUUUCAUGAUCUGACUAUAGUAAACUGCGAUUCCUUGGAUUAAUUAUCUAGUGAGGCGUAUGAAUUUUGUAAUUUUAAAACAUAUAUAUGCAUUUUUCAAAUCUGUUCUCUGACUUUACUUGACGUCGAUGGAUACUUUGGUAGAAGGGUUCUCAAAGCACACCUGAUUUAAUAUUAGGUUUUGGCCCUUUGAUCAUAAUUUACCUGGACGAAAAUCAUGUAUUGUGCUCAAUUUGUAGUAUUGAGUUAUAUUGUCACUUCACAAUUUUUUUUCAUGUUGAGAUCGUUGUGUAUUUUUUAUUUUUUAUUU